GCCCCUUGGAAAUAACUGCAGCUUUCCCUCAUUGUAAUGCUCUGGUUUUCGGAGAGAGAGGAAGGGAAGAAGAAAGGGAAGUCACUGAAUGUGAAGUACUCAAAGGCUUCUCUCAUAUAAGCCCAUCCUUUGACAAAAUGUAAAUAAGUUCCUGAGGUGCUGAAGUAUUUCUCUCCCAUUGCUUGCAAUUGUCUUUCCAAUCUCAUUUCUGCCCAGGGGACCUGUUGCUGAUGAAACCUUUAAAAUGUUGAAGCACUUCGAUGGGAUAGAAUAUAGAAUAUUCUUUAUUGGCCAAGUGUGAUUGGACAUGCAAGGAAUUUGUCUCUGGUGCAUAAGCUCUUGGUAUAUAUACAAGUAACAGAGUGACAAAUCGUCAAUCAUACGAUUCAAUCAUAAAUCAUAAGAUGCAACCAACAAAGUGAUAAGUCAUAAAAUACCAACAGGUGUAGGUAAUAGGAAAGAUAAUAGUGAUGCAAUCCUACUACAUGGUUAGAUAUCCUUUGGCGUAAGGCAGUGCUGUGGGAAUUAUGUGUUUAGCACAGUGAUGGCAUGGAGGAGAAACUGUCCGUAGUUGUUUUGGCAUGCAAUGCUCUAUAGUGGCGUUCUGAAAGGAGAAGUUGAAAUAUAUUAUGUCCAGGAUGUGACGGGUCCGUAGAUAUUUCCUCAGCCUCCUUUCUAGCCUGCACAGUAUAGAAAUCCUCAGCGGAAGGAAGGCUGGUUGCAGUUGCUUCUUCUGCAGUCCUAACUAUCUGUUGACGUCUGUACCUGUCCUGUUUAGUGGCUGUGCAGACACAAACCAGACAGUUUGAGUUACCCAAUUCUAAUUCCUGUUGCAGUUGACAAAUUAACCACACAAGGAAUCCUGUGUAUAAACGUUGACAUCUUCUGCUCCUGUUUUGUGAACAUGUUUGUUUUCAGAUGCCCACAGAAACCAUUUUAAAAAAUCCAGCACAUUCUGGAUACUUCCGGUACCUAGAACAGUGGUGGGAAAAAACGUCCUUGGCUCUGGCACUACCUGCAUUUAAAAUGGAGCCCUGUGUUAAUCUAAUUGAAAUAAGAUUGUGCUAAGUCAACACUUAGUUUGUGUGAUUCACACAACUUGCUAAUCAAAACAAUCUGUUUCGAAUUAGAAUUAUGACGAACUAGGACAUUUUGCUUUAUUCAGUAAAUUGUGGUAAAAAUCCUGAAUUAAACUGUAUGAAUAUAGACGUGUAGAAGAAAUGUUUAGCUGUGGCAUCAAAUCUGUAGUCUCUGUAGUAUCUUCAUAGUGUAAUUUGUUUUGGCAUGAUCAAAAUGUCCUUGCUGGCAGAAUAAAUUAAUACAAGUCUUGUUUUUUUCAUUAUUGCAUUGAACUUGAUGAAAAGAUCUGAAGUGUGAAGCCCUUGGUGUAUAUGUAUAUACAGGUAGUCCUCGAGUUACAACCACAAUUAAGCCCAACAUUUAUAUUGCUAAGUGAAACAUUUGUUCAGUGAAUUUGUCCCAUCCUACGACUUUUCUUGCCUCAUUUGUUAAGUGAAUCACUGCAGUAGUUAAAUUAGUAACACGGUUGUUAAGUGAAUCUGGCUUCCUCAUUGACUUUGCUGGUCAGAAAGUCGCAAAAGGGGAUCACAUGACUCCAGGACACUGCAACUGUCGUAAAUGGGAGUCAGUGGUCAAGCAUCUGAAUCUAAAUCACGUGAGCCAUGGGGAUCCUACAACCGUCAUAAGUGUGCAAAAACGGUCAUGUCACUUUUUUCAGUGCCACUGUAACUUUGAACGGUCACUAAAUGAAUUAUUAUAAGUUGAGGACUACUUGUAUAGCUUAGGUUGAAUUAUGAAUUAAUUUAAUUAAUUCAUUUAAUUAUUAAUUAAUUAUUUAUUUUGUAUCAUGAGCACUGUGGUUUUUAUUGCCUUGUAAAUUGCCAUGAGUCUGAAUUGACAAUAUAAUCAUCAUCUCUUUAUAGAUAGACACGUGUAUAUUUUUGUUUUUACUCAUUGUCUUUUUUUAUCUAAUUGUAUGUUUUGAUGAGAUGGGUGGUUAUAUAAAUUUGAUUAAUAAAUAAACUGUUAAUUCAGAAGCGAACAUGGCUGAAGCCAUCUUUUGCUGCCUCACAGUUGCCAUGAACCUUGAGAUGGGAAAGGGGGCGGGGGGAGUAGAUAGACUGGCUACCAGUCAAAACAAAAAGUUUUCUUGUGGGAACCAAGGUCAUUUCAACAGGUGGCCGUUGAAGGGGGACAGGAGUGACCAAGCAGAUUGCCAGCUAUAUUCAUUGGACAAUGUGACAGGUGACAUCUGGGAGGAGGAACUUUUGCUCUUUUAAUUAGGUGAAAACUUGUCGUGUCCCACUCCUCCGCUGACGGCCUGGUCAGGGAAAUCCGAAUCAGGUGUGCCUCUGCAGCUCUGCCAAAGUCCUAGCAAAGUCCUCAGGGCAGGCAGGAGACCAGAAAGUGACUUCAGCAAGAUAUGUUUAGACUUUGCCUGACUCAGAGAAUGCCAGAAAGCAGAUCCUUUAUAUAGGCCAUGGGGUGUGGCUCCAUGACUCAGCACUUAUCCAGGCCUGCCCCUCCCUUCCUUCUGACGCCGCCGCCUAUCAAUCCUUCUGAAGCGAGGGUCACUCCAAUCGGCAGCUGUUGGUAAUUGACCUUCCUCAGGCUCACAUGCUGUGGAGGAGGGGGAGGGGUCUAGUUGCUCCGUUUGCCUGGGCAUGGAGCCAGAGCUGGAGAUACUUGCUCUUCUUCAGCCUGUCUGGGCAUGGAGCCAGGGCUGGGGCCGGGAGAUGCCCCCUCCUCAGCCUGUCUGGGCAUGGAGCCAGGGCUGGGGCCGGGAGGACAUUCUUCAGCGUUCGGAAGCAGAUAAGCAGACCCCGGCUGCGGUGAGAGCGGGCAAGACACAACAAAACUGCAGGAACUUUUAGAGUUGAUUUUCACUGGCUGUGCUGAUAUGAUGUAUCCAAUAAACAUGCUCUUUGAGGAAUCUACAUGCCUCGGGAGUUUUGCUUUUGGUGGGUGCAUUACUCGGAACGCUGACAUAAACAUAUAAAUAAAAGACUCUUUAAUUCAGGUUAGUGUAAACCAUGGAUGAGAGUUCAACCCAACGAUGCCAUAACAUGUAACAUAGACAUCACAGAAAUAUGAAAAUAGAACAAAGAAAGUUCUUUGUUGACAACCAAUUUCAGAUAAUAACAUAAAUUAAUCAUGCUUCUGCCUUAACCAUGAUUUAAUAUUACAUAUUUGAGUGUAGACUUAAUGCAUAACUUAUUUUGUCUAUUGGAUCUGUAUUUGACGUAAUAUUUGUGUCUAAGAAGCACAACAGAGUUCUUUCUCAACACUGCUGAUAAUUAGGAAGUUUAAUCUCUUUUGGGAAUGCUUGUCAUAUUUUUAUCUAGCUGUGGCUUAGGGUUAAUUGCUGGGAGAUAUUUUAAUGUUUUGUACUGUAAGACUAUUUAUCCUCCUUAGUUUUCAUUUAUCUUAAAAGAAUGUGAAAUUGACUGUUGCUGAAUUAAAUUAAAGUCUUCUCUAAUGUGGUAGCCCUGAAUUCGGUCGUUUUUAAGAGUGCUUAUUUUUAUAAUACUGUAUUACUUUGAAAAUGCUUGUUUGUACUACCUGGAGUUCCUCCAUAUCUACAAUUAGUAAAUUAAGUGGUGUAGUCUAAUUUAUUUUGACACAGUAUGUUAAUUUUUUUCUGCCUUUGAUAAACAGUUUAACUUUGGAUAAACUUAAUGUGUUACGUGAAAUGUUAAUUUGUUGGUCUUGUUUUGAGACAGACUAUGUGAAAUUUUUCUCUUCAAGCUGAUAUUUUCUUGUUCAGGAAACCUCUUUGGGACUGAAAAGUAUUCAGGCUAGCAAAACACUUAUAAAAAGCAAGCAUGGCUGUUGUUCAGUCUUUACAGAAUGAGAGCUUCAGAAUGCUGGAGGAAAAGAACAUUUUCAGCUGAACUCUCAUCUAUCAACACUGGCAAAUAUUCACAAGAUUUAUCAUACUCUUAAUAGGCUGAAUUUGACAGAAGAUACUAGUCAAGACGAUCACCAAACAGGUUUGUCUCUUUUUCCUACAUUCCUACAUUGCAGGAAACCUGAGAUCUUGCAGUUCAUCAGACAGCUUUAGCAAAGUGAUGCCUCCAAGAAAAAAAAGGCGACCUACAACAGGAGAUGAUCUGACAGCUAAAAAAAGUAGACAUGAUGGCAUGUACAGAAAAUAUGAUUCUACCAGAAUAAGGUCAGAAGAUGAUAUGUUUUCAAGUAAAAGGUGUUUAGAAUGGUUCUAUGAAUAUGCAGGAACAGAUGAUGUUGUGGGUCCUGAAGGAAUGGAGAAGUUCUGUGAGGACAUAGGGGUUGAGCCAGAAAAUGUAGCCAUGCUUGUGUUGGCUUGGAAAUUGGAUGCUCAGAACAUGGGCUAUUUUACAUUGCAAGAAUGGCUAAAAGGAAUGACAUCCCUGCAGUGUGACACAACAGAGAAGCUAAGAAAUUCUUUGGAUUACUUGAGAUCUUUAUUAAACGAGCCUAUGAAUUUUAAGCUUAUUUAUAGAUAUGCAUUUGACUUCGCACGUGAAAAAGAUCAGCGAAGCCUAGAUAUGAAUACUGCCAAGUGUAUGCUAGGACUUCUCUUAGGAAAAACAUGGCCCCUCUUUCCAGUAUUUCAUCAGUUCUUAGAGCAAUCUAAGUACAAAGUUAUCAACAAGGACCAAUGGUGCAACGUUCUGGAAUUCAGCAGAUCCAUUAAUCUUGACCUCAGCAAUUAUGACGAAGACGGAGCAUGGCCAGUGUUGCUGGAUGAAUUUGUGGAGUGGUAUAAAGAGAAACAAAUGACAUAGGAAUUUUAACUAUGCACAGCUGCUCAAGAGCCUUUGUUACUACAGUUAAUGUCAACCAUUAGCCAUAAACUUCUCUUUGUAUAUAAAGCGCAUGCGGCUUUUCCUGCACUGUAUCCCAUUUUCAGGGAUUUUUUUGGGUGUUUGCUGUUUAACAAGCCAACUCUGCUUGCUGUGUACCAUGCUCUGCAUUUUGUCUCUACGCUACAGAUGGUGAACUUGCCAGCAUCCUCACUGUGACUAAUGUGAAUAUUGCUGUCUAAACUUUGUAUAUGUGUAUAAAAAAAAAAAAGCUUCAUCUAGGAAUGAUUUCAGCAGGAAAGGUAUUAUAAAAAUAAUUUUGUCGCAUUCAAGUAACCAUGUAACUUAAUUUUUAAUUGACUUGGUCUCGGGCAUAGCAUUUCAGGGAAAGUGAUGGGGGGGGAGGGAGGGGUUUGCCUAGGUAGAACUAUUGCUAGUAUAGUAAUAGUUGUUUUUGGAUGCCAGUUUUUGAAAGAAAAUCUUGUGGUAUGGUUUCCUUGCCAGUGCCCAGCUUCAUUUUUAUUUAAUAAGCAAUUAUUGGCUACCAUUUUAAUUGAAACUCCAUAAAUCGUUACAGCUUGAACAGAGUUGUAGAUGCCAUAGUAACUUCCAUUUGGUGAUAAUGCUGAUUUCCUAAUAGUCAGAUGCUGUAGUUUGCUAAGAGGUACAGGUGAUUGAAUUAAACAUCCGAUUAAAAAGGGUUUUAGACUUAUAACUUGGCAUAUUCUUUUAUUUUACUGUUAUUCUUGUUCCCAGAGUGUUUUGAUGAUUUGGAUAAAGACAGAAUGAAGUCUUGCUUCAAAACACAGCCUAAAUGUAUGAAUGUAUUUCAGAGACUGGAAUCAAAGCUUAGCUUGAAAACUCGGCAUGGCUGCGUUUAUGUUCCAGGGAUUGAAUUUCCUGGCAAAAUGCCAAUUACAAGUAACAUCUAAUCAAGCAGUAUCACUAUUUAUUUGGGAUCAUUUUAUCUGUUUGGACUGGAAAGUUCAAAGAAGUAGAUGAAUGAAGUAACUUCCUGUGUCACCUUUUCAUCAGUCUUCAUAAUACAGUUCAAUGUAUAUUUCUAUAUUUUUUUUUUACUAAGGUAGCUUAUAGACUUAUUGAAAAUGCAUUCAAAAAUCCAUUGGUCUUUGUUCAAUCAACCAAGAGUUCAUUGUGAAAUGUGCAAUAAAACAUGAGCUUGCCUUUUCUUUUACAGAAAGUUAAAGCUACAUGAACAUUCAGAAUUUAGGAAUAUAAAUUAGCAAUAGCAAUAGCACUUAGACUUAUAUACCGCUUUACAGUGCUUUAUAGCCCUCUCUAAGUGGUUUACAGAAUCAGCCUAUUGCCCCCAACAAUCUGGGUCCCCAUUUUACCCACCUUGGAAGGAUGGAAGGCUGAGUCAACCUUGAGCCUGGUGAGAUUUGAACUGCCAAAUUGCAGUCAGUCAGCAGUCAGCAGAAGUAGCUUGCAGUACUGCACUCUAACCACUGCACCACCAUGGCUCAUCCAAAUUAAGCUUAAAAAACAAAUUAGUACAAACCACUUAUUUUUAUUUUCAAAGUUCUGAAGGUAUUUUUAAAGAAAAAAAAUCAUGUAUAUCAUAAACACGUAUAGCUUCUUUAGGAUUGGGUUACUUCUAAAGAAACAAAAUAAGAAAAAUAAAGGACUGGAAUCCAAAGAGAUCCACAUGCAAAUAUAAAUUCUGCCCAGAACAGGAGCUGUUGAAAUGGCGCUUUUUUUUUUUAAUGAAUAGGGCAGAGCUACACAAUCUGUUGACCAGGUAGUAAGACUGGAAAUGGACGCAGUUACAGUACUUAGAUGGACUUUUCACAGGCUAUCAUUUCUGUUGUCCAUUCCCCCCCCCCAAAAAAAAGUAGUGCUGGAAGUUGGCUGUGCCAAUCUCUGUUGACAACAGGCAGGUAAUACCAUGAGCCAGUGUGUGCUCCCUCCAAUACCUCCUGAGCUACGUUACUAUUUAGUAUAGCCAUAGUCAAAACUUGAUAACUAUCCAACUGGGAAGAUACAAAUACUAGAUUACAGGCUAAUUUUGUUGAGACAUAAAAGGACUUUCAGUAAUAAAGGUAACAGCCAAAGAACUUUAUGAGAUCUAGUUUUGAUAAAGAAAAGUAUAAGGUUAACAAACUUGUGUCUAGUUCAUUCUUGGGACUGAUUCUCACUUUUUCUAUUUACAUGUGAAUAUUAGUAUAUAAAGCAAAAACACCUGAUCAAGUGGUAGAGAGCAAGAAAGGACAGCUUCAAAAUUGUACUGUCUUCCAUUUAAAAAUGAAGGAUCCAUUGGGUUCAGUUAAAUAAUGGCCAAGGGGCAGAAACUGCAGUCCGUUUUCCUUUGUCCGUGACAGGCCUCUUCUGUUUAUCUAUUUAUGACUCCUAUUACAAAGUUGAUCAAGAGACUUUUGCUCUCAACAAUCAUACACACCCACACCCAGAAUUGGCCUUGCCUCUAAAAGCAGGCUCAUCUAAAACGUAAUUAUUAAGGACACUCUGCUCACAACUUGUGUGAUAUACAAAGGAAAAUGAGAGAAAGAUCCUCUUGGUAUAUGGGUCAGAAUUGUAUUUUUUGAGUUUUUGAAAUUCUGACCUUAUUUAACCAAUCAUGCUCAGAAUAGCCCUGAUUCCUUGUGUUUGUGGGGGGGGGAUGGCAUUUCUGGAGAACUGUUACGUAAUGCUGUCCGAGUAAAGUUAAUUAAAGUUGUUCGUUUUUCAUACAUUUUGAAUUUUUGGCAUCUUUUAAAAUAGUAUGAUUGAUUUUGUUGUUGUUAAAGGCAAAAAAGGCCGUAUGUUCAAUUGGUUAAAGCUGAAAAUAUCUUUUCUAUAGAAAUGCUAGCAAGAUGUGUGUGCAUUAUUCUAAUGUGAAAUUCUUAAAAGAUAAGCUUUUUAAAUGACCAAGUGAAUAAACAUACAUGAAUGGUCGAAUGUCCCAUAAUAAGACUGUAUAUUGUCCAGUACCAAAGACUGAUGAAUCUUUUAUGCUUUUUACCUUUCAGGAUCAGAAAUGGUAUUAUCAAUUCUAAUACCUACUAUUAUUUUUACCAUUUUCUUUUUGGGUUCGGGUCAGAUAAAUUCAAAUUGAAUACUGAAAAUGUAACCAUCUGAAAACUUUGGUUUGUACAAAACCAAAUGAUCUGUGCUUUUUGUAAAUGUGAGGAACAAAAUUGUGAAAGCGUUCCAUAAAUUUACUAUAUAUAAAUUUACAUAAAGCAUUUAAUUAAACGUGAAUAGUUUCCUGCUUUCCUUUUUAAACAAUUCAUAUCAGUCUCAUGCUGAGACUUCAGAUAUUUUUUACUACAUACACACAUUUAUCGUUUUAAUUCUGUGCUUGUUGUAAAAUUUUCUCCUACUCUCUUAAGUAUUGGCACUUUUCCCCCCCUUAUCGCUUUUAGAGAAACCAGCAUAUAAUAAUGUUGUUGAAUUCAUAAUGGGAGAACUUCUAACAAUACUUAAAUAUUUGGUAAUAUUUAAUUACAGAUUCUUAAGUGCUUCAUAAUCAAUAAUAAAGAUCUGGUUUGUGUCUGAGUAAAUGGCAAGUGUUAAAUACCUACUGAUAGCCUUAAACUUUGUCCUCCUCAGAUGGUUGUGUAAAUGAAAAGUUACUUUACUGAUUUGCACUGACUUUCUUGGAAACUAAAAAAAAUGUGUUCUGUAACACCCUGUUGUGACAGAUGCAGUUUAUCUGCUUUUUUUUCUUUAAAAUUUCCAUAUGGCAUACCUGAAGGGUGCACUUUGGCUUACUGCAGUUGUGUUACCUCCUUGGAAUUUGAUAGUGUAGUUGUGUACAAAUUAUACUAUCUCGCUAAUAAAAACUUGAUUCAGUCUUGAUAAACAUGCAUUUAAAAAAAAAAUCGUUUUUGAAACUUGGCAACUGCAAAGUCCCAACGUGUGGACUUCAGUUCCCAGAAUUCCCCAGCCACUUCCAGGAGUUGAAGCCCAUACAUCUUAAACCUUCCAAGUUUGAAAAAAAUAUAUAUUACUCUAGGGAUAUGUGUGUUGUGCCUACAGCUGUCUAUGCCAGCUCAUUUUGCCCAAGGAGAGAGCAGGAAUUGGUCAAUCCCAAGGUACCUAUAUAGGAUGUAAUUUGAAGAUCACAAGCUAAAUCUGCUUUGUGUUCCGAAUGCUUCUGACUCAUGAGUAAUGUUUCAGCAGCUACAUAACAGAACACUGUUAUUACACAGGACAUGGGUAGUUGGAAGAGAGAAUCGUUUUAGAGCUACGUACAUCCCCAUGUACCACAACUUUGGGGGCAAUUCAGAGUUAAGAAACAAAACAGAUCAAUUUAUAUUGUUUAUUUAAAUGGACAUUUUGCAAAUACACUGGAGGACUUCCUUUGGCACUUGGAAAUCCAAACUUCAGUGACAUGAUGAAAUCUAAGGCAUAAAUGCAGUCUUUAAAAACCCUGCUUUAAAACAUACACAACAUAGCGCAGUUUAACAAUUAAAUUAAUCCAUUUUAUAUAAAUUAUUAGUAGCAAACCUCAAAUAAGAACAGCACCACAGUAGAAAAAUAAAUUGGUAAAUGAUGAUCAUUCAGUUUAAUUUUUAACUGAAUAUUAUUUAUUAAAUACCAUUAAUCAUAUCAAAAAGAUUCUGAAUUUUGUUCUGUUAUCUAUUAUGUGCCUAUUGAUUUGAAUAAUAAGACCAGAAGCUUUAAGUUAAUUGGAAUAUUAACACUCAUUCUAAGCUGUCAGUAUAACGCUGCAAAACAGCAAAAAUAUUCCUCUACCAUAUGCUCCAAGAUUUAAAAUGAAUAGGAUGUAGCAAUGUAUAAUGUUUCAAUCACAAUAUUUCAUUAAAACAGCUGAUCCCAUUAAUGCCUGGCCAAUGUCCUCCCCCACAAAAGCAUGAGGAAGAAUUUAUCCUAUAAAUCUGAAGAUUAAAUUUAGAAGAGUUACCUCAGAACUUAAUAGAACUUCAUAGGAGUGUUAAAGCAGCUAUAUCUGUUUCCCAGUUCACUCAGCUGCAGUUAGGAAACUUUGGAGGAGACUUCUGCAAUUGCCUAAAACCUGGGAAUAGGCACAGUUGCUUUAAUGAGACUCAGACAGAUGCGGUUGUUACACUCUUCAUUCUGAAACACUUGAGCAUUCCUAUUCAUCCAAUCCUCACAACAGUACACUGUUGUGAAGUACUUCAAUACCCUGCUGAGAAAAUGUUCAAUAUAUGUAUGGGCUUUUUAUUAGUACUGCACAUUGGUUUAAUAAGGAGAUUAUAUGUCUUAUGAAUCCAGUAUUAAAUAUUAGAACCUGGCACAGCAAACCAGUCACUUUAUUUUUCCUUUGUAAAUAUCUGGGACCCAAAAGUUUCUUUCAAAAUCUUAACUGCAAUUCGUUUUUGUUUCAUAUGGCCUGUUGAACCCAUAAGACCAAAUUAAUAAUAAUUUUAAAAUGUAUUAGUCUAAUCAAAAGCAAACCUUGACAUGUUUAUAUAUUCCCACAUAUAUCCUGUGAAUUUUGAUGAGAAGUAUAUCCCAUUGCUGAGCUAAAUAUUUCAAAUACUUCAUAUACAGGAAGUCUUGACUUACAACUAUUCGUUUAGUGACUGUUCAAAGUCACAACAGCACUGAAAAAAAGUGACAUAUGACUAGUUUUCACAUUUAACAACCACUGCCGAAUCCCAACGGUCACGUGAUCAAAAUUUGGACACUUAGCAACUCGUUUUUGACAGUUGCAGUGUUGUGAUCUUUUGACAAGCAACAUCAGUGGGGAAGCCAGAUUCACUUAAAAGCUGUGUUACUAAUUUAACAACCAGUGAUUCAUUUAACAACUGUGGCAAGAAAGAUCAUAAAAUGGAGCAAAACUCAUUUACCGACUGUCCCUUAGCAAUAGAAAUUUUGGGCUCAACUGUGGGCAUAAUUCAAGGACUAUCUAUUCAUAUUUGAAAGCACCCUUUUAAGGGAAAUCAUUAUCUACAUGUAUAAUACGUUAAAAUGUAAUUAUGAACAAUUAAAUACAAAACAAUUAAGAUAUCCAACAUCAAAUAUUAGAAUUUGUCAAAGCUUAGUGGCAGAUACCAUUUCUGUGGUUAACAUUUUUGUUGUUAAACUUAAAUUUCCAUUGUGACAUUAAAGCACUGUUUCUUAACCUUGGCAACUUUAAGACAUCUGGACUUCAGAAACCCUGCAUUAAUACAGUCCGUAACAAAAUA
Molecule: messenger RNA, 10945 nt
Organism: Ahaetulla prasina
Lineage: Eukaryota; Metazoa; Chordata; Lepidosauria; Squamata; Colubridae
Gene: DCUN1D4
Product: defective in cullin neddylation 1 domain containing 4
Exons: 11
Coding region: 4092-4790 (232 amino acids)
Biological process (GO): protein neddylation; positive regulation of ubiquitin-protein transferase activity
Cellular component (GO): ubiquitin ligase complex
Molecular function (GO): ubiquitin-like protein binding; cullin family protein binding; ubiquitin conjugating enzyme binding
Source: RefSeq, a predicted model, not a curated record